This is a messenger RNA of Salvelinus namaycush (lake trout), 1668 nucleotides long. Its product is annotated as histone H1-like. Gene Ontology annotation, biological process: nucleosome assembly. Lineage: Eukaryota; Metazoa; Chordata; Actinopteri; Salmoniformes; Salmonidae. Gene Ontology annotation, cellular component: nucleosome. The transcript has 3 exons. Gene Ontology annotation, molecular function: DNA binding. The record is from RefSeq and is a predicted model, not a curated record. Bases 324 to 935 code for a protein of 203 amino acids.
UGCAGUAAGUAGCUAGCUCAAACCUACAGUGUAUGUUGGUUGCUGGCUUGUUGGUUUUCUUGCUUCCGGUGACCCGACCCGCGUUCAAUAUAAUUAUCGAACGACCGUUUAAAAAAAAAAUGUUUCGAACGACCGUUUGAAAACUGAAAUUGUUGUUUUUUGUAAAUUGAAAUUGAUAGCAAAACGUUGUCAUCAUUUCGAUCGCUAACGUACCCCAUUUUCCCAACUCUGUUUAACCAAAUACUGUUUAACCAAAUAUAGUAACGUUAGCUAGCUAUCUUUACUUUAUGUGAUUUGCUCGACGACAACUUGUAAUCAACGAUAUGCCUAGAAACGCCCGCAAAAAGGACGCUGUCAAACGAGAGAGAAAAGGGAAAGUUGACAUAGAACCAAAGGGAACAGUUACAGUAAUCAACCGAGGACAAGAGAAAGUUCAACGUAAACGGCCAGUAAAACCACCGGUCAAGUCGCCCGUGAAGCAGCAAACGAAGCCAGUAAAAAACCCAGGUGGUCGGGGCCUUGGGAAAGCAGGGGCUAGGCGUUUGGGUCAGCUAUUGAAGCGUGCAAUCCAAGAGAAGAAGAAUGUUACAGGAAACGAAAAAGUGCCUUUGCCAACGACCCCAGUUCGUCUCUUCAAGUACCAGGCAGAGGCUGCAUCUGCACCAAAAACCAACGAUGCAAGGCGUGUGGCUACCCGGGUCUCCCAGCUCAUCCUUCGGGUAGUCUCCCAGUGCAAGCACCGGGGUGGCAUCUCCAUGGUGGACCUCAAGCAUGCCCUGGCUGCUGGUGGCUAUGAUGUCACCAAGAACAAUACCCGUGUGAAUUUAGCUGUGAAAGGCCUGGUGAGGAAGGAGACACUGGUGCAGACUACUGAAGCUGGUGCAUCUGGGUCAUUUAAACUCAACAAGAUGUUUCUCUCUCGUCUCCUGUUCUAAAAACUACAGAAACUGACGUAUGAGAAGAGAGUUAAGACAAGAGCCAUGAGAGACCGUGCAGCAGCCAAGAGAGCCAAGCAGAGAGAAUGUGCAGCAGCUCAGAGAACCAAGCAGAAAAAAGGAAUUUUGAAGCCAGCAGCAGAGAAAGGAAAGGCCUUGAAACCAACAGGAAAAGGCCAGAAACCAGGAACAAAAGCUGUGAAACCAGCAGGAAAAACUCUGAAACCAGGAGCAAAAACAGCUAAACCAGCAGGCAAGGACAAAACUGUUGUAGGAAAAGGUCAAAGGGAAAUAGGAGUAAGACCAAAACAAGUAGGCAAAAGCCACAAACCAGCAGGACAAGCAUCAAAAUCACCAGCCAAGGUCCAAAAAACAGGCUACAAAGCCCCUAAACCUGCAGGAAAGUCCUUGAAAGCAGCCAAUCAGAAAACCCGCAAAAUGGUUGUAACCCCCAUUACAAAGCCACGGAUAUAGUGACCUGGGGUUGCUAAAAGACGUGCUUCCUUGUGGAAAUGGACUGAGUAUGGACUAAAAGAGUAAUAUGUCAGUAGUAGAUUUGUCAAAUUACCUUAGCCUUACAACAGUAUGAUUGACAAAAUAUAACAUUGUAUUGGUUUUUAUUACAUUGUUACUCACAAAUUACAUGUACACUACCGUUCAAAGGUUUGGGGUCAAAUAGAAAUGUCCUUGUUUAAAAAAUAAAAUUAAAAAAUGUGUCCAUUAAAAUAACAUC